Miniopterus natalensis is the source of this 1105-nucleotide messenger RNA. Its product is annotated as histone H1.3-like. The record is from RefSeq and is a predicted model, not a curated record. Lineage: Eukaryota; Metazoa; Chordata; Mammalia; Chiroptera; Miniopteridae. Gene Ontology annotation, molecular function: DNA binding; structural constituent of chromatin. Gene Ontology annotation, biological process: nucleosome assembly. Gene Ontology annotation, cellular component: nucleosome.
CUUUCUGUUUUUUUACUGCUGGGAAUCCCGACCGACGACCAUGUCCGAGACCGCCCCUGCGGCGCCCCCUGCGCCCGCUGCCGAGAAGGCGCCCGCCAAGAAGAAGGCCCGCAAGUCCGGCGGGGCCGCCAAGCGCAAGGCGUCCGGGCCGCCGGUGUCCGAGCUCAUCACCAAGGCCGUGGCCGCGUCCAAGGAGCGCAGCGGCGUGUCGCUGGCCGCGCUCAAGAAGGCGCUGGCGGCCGCGGGCUACGACGUGGAGAAGAACAACAGCCGCAUCAAGCUGGGCCUCAGGAGCCUGGUGAGCAAGGGCACCCUGGUGCAGACCAAGGGCACCGGCGCCUCGGGCUCCUUCAAGCUCAACAAGAAGGCGGCCUCCGGCGACGCCAAGCCCAAGGCCAAGAAGGCGGGCGCGGCCAAGCCCAGGAAGCCCGCGGGCGCCGCCAAGAAGGCCAAGAAGGCUGCGGGGGCCGCCACCCCCAAGAAGAGCGCCAAGAAGACCCCGAAGAAGAAGCCGGCGGCGGCGGCAGGAGCCAAGAAAGCGGCCAAGAGUCCGAAAAAGCCGAAAGCAGCCAAGCCCAAGAAGGCGACGAAAAGUCCAGUGAAGGCCAAAGCUCCAAAGCCCAAGGCGGCGAAGCCUAAAGCUGCCAAGGCCAAGAAACCUGCCCCCAAAAAGAAGUAAGAACGACAACCACCUGAGAAUACAAAGGCUCUUUUCAGAGCCACCCAACUAAUCUGAGGCAGAGCUGUGACACUUUCACUGCAUGGUGGUGGGAGGCUACGGAGGUGAGAUUGUUUCUAUUUUCCACCUGGUGCGCAGAGGUCUCAGUGUAGUAAUAAAAGUAAGUACACAGAUAUUUCCCGGAAGAGGUGGUUUGGCGCAGUAAAGAGCCUUUGCUUUAGGGUUGGCUAGCGCUCGCUGUUUAACUCAGUAUUUAUGCCCUUCAGGUUCAGCCAGGUUAAUACGUCAGUGGACCCUUUUUAUUGACGAGUAGGAUUCAGUGAUAUCCUGUAUAACUUGUGAAUAAAAAUACAAGCUUGCUUCCACUUAAGGGAAUAAAGCUGUUUAUAACUAUGAAUGAGAAAUAAAUCUUAACUUUCCAAUACA